This is a messenger RNA of Orbilia oligospora ATCC 24927, 1020 nucleotides long. RefSeq lists its product as uncharacterized. The transcript has 3 exons. The record is from RefSeq and is a predicted model, not a curated record. NCBI's taxonomy places the organism in Eukaryota, Fungi, Ascomycota, Orbiliomycetes, Orbiliales, Orbiliaceae. Gene Ontology annotation, molecular function: GTPase activity; GTP binding. Bases 1 to 1020 code for a protein of 339 amino acids. Gene Ontology annotation, cellular component: mitochondrion.
AUGGCUCCACUCGUCGCUUUCAUCCCGCGGGCCACGUUCCCGCCCAUCGAGUCUAUCGUCAAAUCCUACUUCCUUGGCCAUCAUAAAUCCGGAAUAACUAAAAUGCGCCAACUUCUGGGCUCUGUUGAGCUUAUCAUUGAGUGUAGGGAUUAUAGAGUCCCAUUGUCUUCCCGUAACCCGAUGUUUGAAAAGAACCUUGUCGGUAGGGAAAGGAUGAUAGUGUAUACCAAACGUGACCUGGGCGCUGAGAGUUUGGAUGAGAAGACACGGGAGACAAUAAGACGCUGGCACAAACCUCAGAAAGUAUUAUUCACAGAUUGCAAGUCAGACGCUGACAUAAAGAAAGUGAUAAAAUAUGCAAAAGAUAUCGCUACCUCGGUUGAUAACGUACUGGGAACCCGUAUGAUGCUUGCCGGCAUGCCCAAUGUCGGCAAAUCAUCUCUUCUAAAUGCCCUUCGACGUGUAGGAAUGGGCAAAGGGAAAGCCGCAAUAACUGGCGGUCAACCAGGUGUAACCAGGAGCAUCGGGACUACAGUUCGUAUCUGCUCCGAUCCCGAUAUAAUGCUCCUCGACACACCAGGUGUAUUCAUCCCAUACGUUCCAAACACACAAACCAUGCUGAAACUCGCUUUGGUGGGCUGUGUAAAGGAUACAUUGAUAGACCCGGUUACUCUUUGUGACUAUCUACUGUUCAGAGUUAACCUCGUCGAUCCGACGUUGUAUUCAGCGUAUCACACUCCAACAAAUGAUAUCACACAGUUGUUGACUGCGACGGCUAUACAGAUAGGAAGACUAGGAAAGGGUGGCGUACCAGAUCUAACGGCAACAGCGAUAUGGCUUAUACAAAGAUAUCGAGCUGGAGAUCUCGGGAGGUUUAUACUCGAUGAUGUGGAUCUUGAAGCAUUUGAUAGAAGAAUACAGGAGGAGGCAAGUGAAGGGCAAAGUGCCAACCAGCUGCGGAAAGAGAUUAAGGCCGAAAGAGCCGCUCACAAAGCCUCGAAGGCUUCUACUAUAGAUUAA